AUGGAUUCCAUUGCAACCACCAAGGCCGAGGCGGAUGCCCAUUUGGAAACUCUUCGUCAAAAGAGGGGCGUUGGUAGAGGACAACAAGAGGACGUUUCAGAUCAACUAUACAAAGCUUCAACCCAUUUCAUUCUCGAAUUAAUCCAGAAUGCAGAUGAUAACCAAUAUGGUUCUGAAAUUGUGCCCAGUCUGCGACUGGCAUUAUAUAAAAAUGAAGGUCAGGGAUAUUUCCGGUCUGACUGUAACGAAGUUGGCUUCACAUUCAAGCAACUUGACGCUCUUACACGAGUGGGUCAAAGCACCAAAACCGCCAGCAUUAACGACUCAAAGUCGUACAUCGGUGAAAAGGGCAUCGGAUUCAAGUCCGUGUUCAAGGUAGCUGAUGUGGUCCACGUCGCAAGUGGGCUUUAUGAAUUCAAGUUUGACCGCAAUACUCGCAUCGGAAUGGUUCUUCCCAUUACCUCACAAUUUCCUGCCACAGAUCGCGUGGUUGAUCAUACGCAAUUCCUGCUGGAGUUGAAAAGUCAACGCGACUACGAUAUUAUUAAGAAGGAACUAAACAGUAUCGAGCCAGACCUGCUGCUCUUUCUACGUAAUCUGCACCAGGUUCAUAUAUCGACUUACGGCUCGAACAAGGUUUAUCAACGUAAGACCACGAAAUUCGACGCAAGAUAUAAAGGAGAAGCUGUGGAGAUAUCUGUUCAAAGCGACGAUAUUACAUCAAAAGAAUUCAUCGUACACCGACAUGUUGUCGAGAAGCUACCCCCAGAACCCCAGAGAGAAGGCGUGAUUUCUUCUGAGGUCGUACUAGCGUUUACAGUCGACAGUGAAGCUAAUCCCGUAGCCAACACUCAAAAGGUGUUUGCUUUCCUCCCAGUUGACGAUUUUGGAUUCCGCGUAAGUGAUCUUUAG
Messenger RNA from Fusarium musae, 912 nucleotides. RefSeq lists its product as uncharacterized. Bases 1 to 912 code for a protein of 303 amino acids. Lineage: Eukaryota; Fungi; Ascomycota; Sordariomycetes; Hypocreales; Nectriaceae. The record is from RefSeq and is a predicted model, not a curated record. The transcript is spliced from 2 exons.